AGAGGCGAGCACCCAAGCCUGGAGCCUGGAGCCCAAGCGCGGGCGCCAGCCCUCCGCACACUGCUGGAGCCCGCGCGGGAGGCCCGGGGCUCAUGCAGACGGGAGUCCCUUGAGUGGCGCGCCCGGGACGUGAGUGCCCCUUGCCUUCCCUGGCACCUGACCCCUUCCCCGCCCACCGCGUGCGCCUUGGCACAGCUUCAGUCAUCCGAGCAGGCCCCGCCCUCCGCCGCGGCCUCAGCCAGCCGGGGAGAACGAACGCACGGAACCCGGGCUGCGGAGAGAGAUCCCCUGAGCCGACAUCGCCCCGAGGCGACGGCGGAAAAGCCGCCCCCGCCAGGACGGAGGCGGUCAUCGCGCACCGGCUAUCUGCUCGGCUGGUUGCAGCCGGCGCGAGGACAAAACACGCGUGCGCCGGGAGGGCGGGCGAGCGAGCGGGCGGACGGGCGCGCUGCAGCUUCAGCAAGCGGCGCGGGGUGCACGCCGCCCUUUUGCCGGAGCGGCCGCCGCUGCAGCAGCAGCAGCAGCUCUGCACUGGGGAACUGAGGGUGCAGCAAGGGACUGAGCCGAACUGGACGCGCGACGCCAACGGCUCUCAAGGCAAGAGAGACUGUGGCCCUGCCACGGCGCCGCUCGCGAUUCCCGGUCCCGCACGGCUGACUCUCCCCGCGGCGCGACCUCGCUCCUCACCCGGAGCGCCGCGAUGGAGGUCCCGCCCCGGCUCUCCCAUGUGCCGCCGCCAUUGUUCCCCUCUGCUCCCGCUACUUUAGCCUCCCGCGGCCUCUCCCAUUGGCGGCCACGGGCUCCACGGCAGCUCGCCCCGCUCCUCCCUUCGCUUGCUUCCAGCGCCUCCCGGCAGGGGGCGCGCCGGAGCCCGCGCCACGUCACCGCCCAGCAGCCCUCCCGAUUGGCGGGCGGGGCGGCUAUAAAGGGAGGGCGCAGGCGGCGGCCGGAUCUCUUCCGCCGCCAUUUUAAAUCUAGCUCCAUAUAACGCUCCGCCACCAUUGCCACCAGGACGGAUGGCUCUGCCACCAUGGAGGACAUGGAUGAGUACAGCAGAAUAGAGGAGCUCGCAGAGGGAUCCAAGAUCAACGCGAGCAAGAACCAGCAGGAUGACGGUAAAAUGUUUAUUGGAGGCUUGAGCUGGGAUACAAGCAAGAAAGAUCUGACUGAAUAUUUGUCUCGAUUUGGGGAAGUGGUAGACUGCACAAUUAAAACAGAUCCAGUCACGGGAAGAUCAAGAGGAUUUGGAUUUGUGCUUUUCAAAGAUGCUGCUAGUGUGGAUAAGGUUUUGGAACUGAAAGAACACAAACUGGAUGGCAAAUUGAUAGACCCCAAAAGGGCCAAAGCUUUAAAGGGGAAAGAACCCCCUAAAAAGGUCUUUGUGGGUGGAUUGAGCCCAGAUACUUCAGAAGAACAAAUUAAAGAAUAUUUUGGAGCCUUUGGAGAGAUAGAAAAUAUUGAGCUUCCCAUGGAUACAAAAACAAAUGAAAGAAGAGGAUUCUGUUUUAUCACAUACACAGAUGAAGAGCCAGUAAAGAAACUGUUAGAAAGCAGAUACCAUCAAAUAGGUUCUGGGAAGUGCGAAAUCAAAGUUGCACAACCCAAAGAGGUGUACAGGCAGCAGCAGCAGCAACAGAAAGGAGGCAGAGGGGCUGCAGCCGGUGGAAGAGGAGGUGCUAGGGGGCGUGGAAGAGGUCAGGGCCAAAACUGGAACCAAGGAUUUAAUAACUAUUAUGAUCAAGGAUAUGGAAAUUAUAAUAGUGCCUAUGGUGGUGAUCAGAACUAUAGUGGCUAUGGCGGCUAUGAUUAUACUGGGUAUAACUAUGGGAACUAUGGAUAUGGACAGGGAUAUGCAGACUACAGCGGUCAGCAGAGCACUUAUGGCAAGGCGUCCCGAGGGGGCGGCAAUCACCAGAACAAUUACCAGCCCUACUAAAGGAGGACGCUGGCAGAGCAGGUGUGUGAGAUACAGGAAAGCAUUGCACUGGCUAAUUUAACUUAAAGAUCAAUAGACAAAUGAAAAACUCGAGUAAACGAUACGUUGUGUAGUCCUUGCUAAAGUGUUACUGUUUAAUUGCUUUAUGAGCCUGUUUUGCCUAAAGUGUCUAUAGAUCUUUAACUUUAAAGUUUUACCUCACCUUUUUUAGAACUACAGAAAAACUUAAGAGUUUUUCUGUUUGCUUUGUGUACCAGGAGGUGUAGAGGAGUAAUUAAACUUUUUUAGAAGUGUUAACAGGUAAAGUACUGAAAUGGGUACAACUUAAGGAAAAGAAGAAUGUUGUCUUCUAACUCUGACAUUAUACCUUGUUUGUACCCGCCAGCGGGAACUUCAUUGCAGGCCGUGUGUCACCCUGACCACGUCUAUCUCUGGGGGUCGCACGUUGCGGGCAGAGCGCAAGGCAUACACCAGAAAACGCUGUCCUGUGGUAUGGUCUCUUCCAACUUCAUGUACCAGCGUAAAGAUUAAAGUGGAAAACUUCAGACUUUGGCUUCUUUUUUAAUCUUUUUGGAGAUUAAGUGUCUAAACUUAACUUAAAUGGUUUUUUACAGGAGUUAAAGUGCAUAAAUGCCUUUUUACAGCUUAAUCAUUUUGGUCUUCUGUUUAGUGUUGUAUUUCAAUUGUGGAGCCUCAUUUUAAGUGUUCAUUCUUUAAGAUUUAAUGCUUGCUUUUUCUUUUUAUAGCUAAUAGUGAAAUCUACAAACCAAAACAAGAACUUUUAAAUCUGGGCUAUAAGUUAAAGAUCAUAUGCACAAAGCAAUUGGCUACCGUGUUACCAUUAGAAACCUACCUGGAAUUUGUGGUGGUAGCAUCCAGUUGGCUCACUGGGGAUGCUUCUGGUUGGCCCUCACUUGCUAGACCAGAACAGGGAAGAUUGCAUUCGCGGGUUCUAAAGUCAAUCCAUCCCGUGUCACUUGGAACUCCAGUGAGUUUCAGUGCCCAAACUAUACUUUGCUGAUGAACAUGCAUGUGAUCUUUAAUUGAAGUGAGGACUUAAGCAGUUCAUGAAAGUGGACCUUUGCACGCUUGUGGGGACUGCACACAUCUAAUGGGUGUUUUGUUUUUGUUUUAGGAGGUGUAAAGAAACCAUCUUACAGGACGACAUUGAAGAUUGCUUGAUCUUCUGUUGACCUAAGAUGAUUAUUUUGUAAAAGACUUUGUAGUGUACAUGACACAAUUGUGUCCAACUGUAUAUAGCUGCCAACUAGUUCCUCUGUUUUACUUUGUCCUUUGCUACCUGUGUUAUGAUGACUCAAUGUGGAUUUGUGUUCAUACAAAUUUUUAUUUGUGAUUUUAUGUUAAACCUCAAAUAAAUGCUUAUGUGAUUGUUUUCCUGCGUCAGGUACUGCAUAGUUCUGUGGAAAUGUAAUUUUAUAAAGAAGCAAUAAUCAAGACAGACGCAGCUUAUUUUGUAGGGGGUAUUGGUCCACAGGAAGAAACUGGUCGUGGUAUCCCCUGGUUUCUGUGGGUGUUACUGUGCUUACAGUCUAAUGCUUCAUUUCUCUGUUGAUUCCUUCUACACCUUUUGAAUAAUGUUUCCUCCCUGGGUGUCUGGAGACUGACACUAGUCUGUUGUGAUUGGUGACACUUGCUAUCACAUGGUGUGCUUUCAGAUUAUGGUUCCAAGGGAAGCACCUUGUUGUGCUAGGGCUGUACCUCACUGGCAAGUGUUCUUUGCCUGAGCACAAGUGAUGCUCUUGUUUCUAUCCCAUCACCUUAGAAACAGACCUGUUGGCUACCUUUGUUCUGUGCCUAACCAUGUGUAAUUCACAGAUGACUUUAAAGAGAGUCUGUGGUUUGCCUGUUAGAUAGAGGUAAAUGCAGGGGGGGAACUGGUGGCCAGGGUUUCAUCAGUUCUGUCUGGGAUUAUCCACUAAGGUCAGUGCAGUGGGCUGAGGUUUUAGGAAAGUUAGCAGUAGUGAGUCCAUCCCACCAUAGUACACAAGCUAAAUAGAUUUAAGCAGUUUGCUAUGCAGCCAGAGGAAGGGAGUUGUGGAAAGUCACAUGGUGUAUCUUUUGGUGCAUUAAAAACUUAAAAGAUUUAAGUAAUACAGGCUUCGAGCUUUUCCAUAAAUGUUUGGCUUAGAGGUCUCUCCAUGGUUCCACAAAAGCUUCUGGGUUUGGGGUACAUGUUUAGAGUACUUGGUCUUAGACCAGUGUAAGCUUUUUAUACUGAUACCUUUUUUUAAAUGCCUACAACUUUGUUCCAAUGAUAUUUGUACUUGCUAGGCUGUCAAGUUACCAUGCCUUGGCCUCAUUUUCUUCUGGCCAGGUACCAUUGUUGGCUAUUAAAAAGAACUGUUUCAACUUGCAGCCAGAGAAUAGGAGGUCAUUUCACAUACUGUUAGUAGGUAUAGUAUCCAAGAAAGAAAUACAAUUAGGUGACAAGUUGACAUUGAAGAUUGUCAUUUCCCCUGAUCAAAAUGAAUAAAGUCUUUUUAAAA
Messenger RNA from Mus caroli (Ryukyu mouse), 4443 nucleotides. It is a transcript of the gene Hnrnpdl, whose product is annotated as heterogeneous nuclear ribonucleoprotein D like. Lineage: Eukaryota; Metazoa; Chordata; Mammalia; Rodentia; Muridae. Gene Ontology annotation, molecular function: poly(A) binding; poly(G) binding. The record is from RefSeq and is a predicted model, not a curated record. Gene Ontology annotation, biological process: regulation of gene expression. Gene Ontology annotation, cellular component: chromatin; nucleoplasm.